AUGCGACAGAGAUUCAAAAAGCAAGCAGUUAGCUCACUGAAGACUCUGGUGGUGUGGUACGAGCAUCAUAAGCAGACAUGCAAACAGGAGCCUGUACUCUAUGAACUGCAGCAAGUGUGUGAGUGCUCAGUGGCCAUUGUGUGGCAGUGUGAAGCAGGUCACCAGUACCUGCAGUGCUUAGAGCCUGUCCAGAAGAACUGCCACACCCCGGAUGCUGAACCUGCUGCCAAGGACAGUGUGACGGUCAGCACCUCGGAGGAAACCCAGAGUCAGCAGCCCCGUCCAGUGACCAAGAAGGUGAGGAAGGAGAAGAGAGGCACAGCCAGAAGGAAGCCAGGACAGUCUAAUGAAUUGUACAUGAAGUGCGAAUCGGACACUUCCACCUGUGACGAGUCUGACUCUGAACAGAAGUUUGAGGAAUAUUUCAAUGUGAAACUCAUUGAUGUUGAUGCCAGUGAGUCUGUUUAUGACACUGCAAGCAAAGAAGGUGGCGUGAAUGACAAAGCCUUGAAUUCGGGGGGCAAACCUUGUGAAGAAACAGACAAAAAUGAAGGCCGACAUGGAACUGAGGUUGGUGAGCUGGUAUCUCCGUGUCGAGCCCAAUCGCCAUGCAAGAGCUCUAUUGGGGAAGACCAUCUACCACUGCCAGCACAGCUUCCGGCACUGACUGAUGUACCGCAGACUGUUGAGAAAGAUGCGUUGAGCUCCUUAACUGCUGACUGUCCUGUAACUGUGCAGAUUUCCACUGUACAGAGUUCGGAGAUCACUAGCAUCACAGAGUCAGAGUUUGGGCAGGUACCUUUGGGCACUGCGCAGCCAGUAAACCCCCCUGAAUACGAGGAAAUGACGUGUACUUUUUCAGAGCAAUUGACUUAUGUGAAUCCAGUGGGUGAAUGUUAUACCAUUGCGGGACAGACUGAAGGCACAGAGUGGAGUGAGCAUCCAGGUGUGAUAGGAGAAAGAACAGUCAUUGAUGGCUCUGCGUUGCCUGCAACUGAACCAAAGGAAGCUGCACAGAAAACGCCACAUAAACCAAAGAGGAAAAAGGGCGGCUACAUUAUUGAUGCAGAUGGGAUGUUUCAGUUGUUUCACUGUCCGCACGAAGGAUGCAGCCAGGUAUACAUCACUUUGAACAGCUUCCAGAACCAUGUCAACCUUGUGCACAGAAAGGGGAAAACGAAAGUUUGUUCACAUCCAGGUUGUGGGAAGAGGUUUUACUUAUCGAAUCAUCUCCGGCGACACAUGAUCAUUCAUUCAGGUGUGCGGGAUUUUAUCUGUGAAACAUGCGGGAAGUCAUUCAAAAGAAAGAACCACCUUGAAGUUCACCGAAGGAUGCACACAGGGGAGACCCCACUCCAGUGUGAAAUCUGUGGCUAUCAGUGUCGACAGAGGGCGUCGCUGAACUGGCACAUGAAGAAGCACAACACAGAAAUACAGUACAACUUCACCUGUGAAUACUGCGGCAAGAAGUUUGAGAAAAUGGAAAGUGUUAAGUUUCACAAGUUAAAAAGCCACCCUGAAUGUCAAACCAUGUGACGCUACUGGACUUAAACCACCGUAAUACUUGAGGAACGUGUACAAACACUCCUUGACUCCAUGUAAAUUCUGUGCAAGUACUGUGACUAUAUGGAAAAUGAAAUUUUUAUAUUAUU
This is a messenger RNA of Rhincodon typus (whale shark), 1652 nucleotides long. Its product is annotated as zinc finger protein 653-like. Gene Ontology annotation, molecular function: transcription coregulator activity. Bases 1 to 1536 code for a protein of 511 amino acids. Gene Ontology annotation, cellular component: nucleus. Lineage: Eukaryota; Metazoa; Chordata; Chondrichthyes; Orectolobiformes; Rhincodontidae. Gene Ontology annotation, biological process: regulation of transcription by RNA polymerase II. The transcript is spliced from 7 exons. The record is from RefSeq and is a predicted model, not a curated record.